Melitaea cinxia (Glanville fritillary) is the source of this 837-nucleotide messenger RNA. Its product is annotated as lysosome-associated membrane glycoprotein 1. The record is from RefSeq and is a predicted model, not a curated record. Bases 1 to 837 code for a protein of 278 amino acids. Lineage: Eukaryota; Metazoa; Arthropoda; Insecta; Lepidoptera; Nymphalidae. The transcript is spliced from 6 exons. Gene Ontology annotation, cellular component: membrane.
AUGAUAUAUAUAAAUAUAAUUUGCAUCAUACUGGUGGUCUGUUCGGUGCAGAGUCUUCAGUUAGAGAGCCAGACAUCGACGAAGAGACCGAGAUUCACCAAGUAUAGCAGAACGACGGCCUUCCCUGGCGGGUCAACGGAACCAGCUACAGAGCGCAGCCUAAUGACAGCAACGUAUCGUCUGUACGGCAGCGGUGGUGAAACUUGCAUACUGUUUACUGUUGACGCCUUGCUCGACAUAUCGUAUGUGACGAAGCUGAAUGAAAGAGCGGAUGCAAACACGUUUGUUCCAAAUAACGCGAAUGUUGGCGGUGCGUGUAAAGAGAGUGACAUGGAAACUUUGACACUUUCCUUUAAGGAGUUCUCCUUAGAAAUGGCCUUUGCAAAGACACCAGGCGGCGAGCGUUGGUACGCGGACAGCAUAAGACUAACAUACAAUUCAAGUUCGAGAAUCUUGGAGCAUGCAGCAAAGCAAGGACGAAGGGUCACCCUCUCUACUGGACCAAGAGCCCUGUUAUUCCCCACUCCUGUAGGCAAAUCCUUCUCCUGUCCUGAGGAAACUGUAAUCGAUUUAGCUGAGGAACAACCUAACAACCCAACAAUCGCGCACCGAGGUAAAUUAUACUUACGUCAAAUGCGUUUACAGGCGUUUAUGUUUAAACGCGACGGUGAGUUCGGUCCGCCGUGGCACUGUACCGAUUCCGCGCGCGCUCGUUCCGAAACUGCCCCCGUCGCGGUGGGGGCAGCACUGGCUAUCGCGACCGCGGGGACCCUUAUGGGUUACGCCAUUUGGCGUUACUUGAAAGUAAAGAAAGUACAGUAUGAUACGAUGGAAUGA